AUGUAUGUGAAAUGGCUUGAUACAGUAAUGUUUUACUAUGUGAUUUUAGUCAAUGUCACUUUUUGUCAUUUUCAAAUUUCCCGCUGUUCCGUCCCCCGUACGUCUUGACGCUCGGAGGGGAUGGAACCCAGAUGACAGAUGCUGGCAUCUGCUGGAUUACAUUGCCAGGGACACUGCAGGAGGGAAACCGCGGGAACGCAGGACAAGGUAAGUGACCAAGGGAUCCCGGGGCAGCGCCGCAUGGUAAGCCCAAGUGUAGCUCGGGGUUACCGCUUGUGCUACACUCGGGAAUACCGCCAGGGAGGU
Molecule: messenger RNA, 306 nt
Organism: Staurois parvus
Lineage: Eukaryota; Metazoa; Chordata; Amphibia; Anura; Ranidae
Source: the annotation of a GenBank genome assembly